ACCUCUGACUCUCACUGUGUCUCCCUCUCACUUGGAGAGUAAGUCAGAAACUCCCCUGAUCCUCAACACAGACUACGUUUGCAGACUGGAGCAGAAAAAACAGAAGCUCCUCCCUUUCGACACAUCUGGAACAACAGCGGAGAGGAACGUACCAACACUCUGCUUGAGUAUAGUAACACAGGAGCUGGCAGUAAAAGUUUGAUUCAGGACUGCCUUUUUUCUUGCAUACUUAAAGCUACUGCAUCUAGCUGUGGACAGCUGGUUUCCUGAACAGACCACACCACUGCGUUAACGCUAUUUUUACCUCUGAAACGUCUUCCUGCCCUUCAUCACUGACCGACAGCACCUAUUCAUAGCAGGAUGCCACUGGGUGGAGGAAACAAGUGUGGCCGCUGUUCAAAGACGGUUUACUUUGCAGAAGAGUGUCUCUGUGAUGGGCGGAGCUUCCACAAGUCCUGCUUCCUGUGCAUGGUGUGUGGGAAGAAUUUGGACAGCACAACUGUUGCUGUUCGUAUGGAUGAAAUCUAUUGCAAAGCAUGCUAUGGUAAGAAGUAUGGGCCAAAAGGCUACGGGUAUGGCCAGGGAGCAGGAAUCCUCAGCAUGGACAAAGGAGAGUCCCUGGGAAUUAAACAUGAAGCACCUGCUCCCCAUUGUCCUACCACCAACCCAAACCCCUCUAAGCUAGCUCAGAAGUUUGGAGGAUCAGACAAGUGCCCUCGCUGUGGCAAGGCUGUCUAUGCCGCUGAGAAAGUGAUUGGAGCAGGGAGUGCAUGGCAUAAGACUGGAUGUUUUACAUGUGCCACAUGUGGGAAGAGCCUUGAAUCAACCACACUAGCUGAUAAGGAUGGAGAAAUCUACUGCAAAGGUUGUUACGGCAAAAACUUUGGUCCCAAGGGAUUUGGGUAUGGACUUGGAGCCGGGGCGCUGGCGCACACUCAGUAGGAAUCCGUGAAUCUUCAGCAGCAGAUUUCCAGAUUACUGCGGCUUCUCCUGCAAGGAGCAGGCAACCUAUAUCUAUAGACCCGCUUUAUAGGAAGCUGCUUUUAUAAACUACCGUUGAAAAGCUUCAUAAUCCCAUAGGCCAUAGGUGAAUACUAUCGCUGUUACCACAGUCAGUGUUGCCACAUAUGCACAUUUAAUACACAUUAAUAUCGAUGUAAAACUGCAUUGGUCAUUUACACUCUGCUCAAAAUGAACUUGAUCGUCCUCUUGUUGCAGUAUUGUAGUUUUUCUUCUCUCAAUACUUCAGUCUCGGGUAUCAUAAGAUACACAACUGUCUAUGUAACAGCAGAUUGUCCGUGUUUAAGGUGUGCUUUCAGCAUGAUCAUAAAUAAAAUGCAGAGAAAAUUGA
Messenger RNA from Archocentrus centrarchus (flier cichlid), 1351 nucleotides. RefSeq names its product cysteine and glycine-rich protein 1a (gene csrp1a). The transcript has 6 exons. The record is from RefSeq and is a predicted model, not a curated record. Gene Ontology annotation, cellular component: Z disc; nucleus; cytoplasm. Lineage: Eukaryota; Metazoa; Chordata; Actinopteri; Cichliformes; Cichlidae. The coding region runs from base 361 to 942 and encodes 193 amino acids. Gene Ontology annotation, biological process: muscle tissue development; sarcomere organization. Gene Ontology annotation, molecular function: actinin binding; structural constituent of muscle.